Sarcophilus harrisii (Tasmanian devil) is the source of this 2032-nucleotide messenger RNA. RefSeq names its product suppression of tumorigenicity 7 (gene ST7). Lineage: Eukaryota; Metazoa; Chordata; Mammalia; Dasyuromorphia; Dasyuridae. The record is from RefSeq and is a predicted model, not a curated record. Bases 81 to 1745 code for a protein of 554 amino acids. The transcript has 15 exons.
UGAGGGCGGCGGCGGCAGGACCGGGAGCAACUCCUGACUUUAAGAAGAAAAAAAAAGCCCCGGUGAGCGAGACAGAAAACAUGGCUGAAGCGGGGCCGGGGUUCCUGGAGCAGCUCAAGUCCUGCAUCGUGUGGUCGUGGACUUAUCUGUGGACCGUGUGGUUCUUCAUCAUGCUCUUCCUCGUCUACAUCCUGCGGGUGCCCUUGAAAAUCAACGACAACCUGAGCACAGUGAGUAUGUUUUUGAAUACGUUGACACCGAAGUUCUACGUUGCCCUGACAGGCACUUCCUCACUAAUCUCAGGGCUUAUUUUGAUUUUCGAAUGGUGGUAUUUCCGGAAGUACGGAACAUCUUUCAUCGAGCAAGUAUCAGUGAGUCAUUUGCGCCCCCUUCUGGGAGGGGUAGACAACAACUCUCCGAGCAAUUCAAACACAAGUAAUGGGGAUUCCGAUUCAAACCGACAGAGCGUGUCAGAAUGCAAGGUUUGGCGAAAUCCACUAAAUCUCUUUAGAGGGGCUGAAUAUAAUCGGUAUACAUGGGUAACAGGACGAGAACCUUUGACCUAUUAUGACAUGAAUCUUUCAGCCCAGGACCAUCAGACAUUUUUUACAUGUGACACAGAUCAUUUGCGGCCUGCAGAUGCAAUCAUGCAGAAAGCCUGGAGAGAAAGGAACCCCCAAGCUAGAAUUUCUGCAGCACAUGAAGCCUUAGAGUUAAAUGAGUGUGCCACUGCAUACAUCCUCCUGGCUGAGGAGGAAGCCACCACUAUUGUAGAGGCAGAGAAACUCUUCAAACAGGCUCUGAAGGCAGGAGAAGGCUGUUACAGGCGUUCCCAACAGCUACAGCAUCAUGGAGCUCAAUAUGAAGCCCAACACAGACGCGAUACCAAUGUCUUGGUCUACAUUAAAAGGAGGCUAGCGAUGUGUGCAAGAAAGCUUGGGAGGACCAGGGAAGCAGUGAAAAUGAUGAGAGAUCUAAUGAAGGAAUUUCCUCUCCUGAGCAUGUUCAACAUACAUGAAAACCUUUUAGAAGCUUUACUGGAACUACAAGCAUAUGCUGAUGUUCAGGCAGUUUUAGCAAAAUAUGAUGAUAUAAGCUUACCCAAAUCGGCAACAAUAUGCUACACAGCCGCAUUGCUCAAAGCAAGAGCCGUCUCUGACAAGUUCUCCCCAGAGGCUGCGUCCCGGCGAGGACUGAGCACGGCAGAGAUGAAUGCAGUCGAGGCCAUUCACAGAGCUGUAGAGUUCAAUCCUCAUGUGCCAAAAUACCUACUAGAAAUGAAAAGCUUAAUCCUACCCCCAGAACAUAUUCUGAAGAGAGGAGACAGCGAAGCAAUAGCCUAUGCUUUCUUUCAUCUUCAGCACUGGAAGAGGGUGGAGGGGGCUUUGAAUCUUUUACAUUGUACGUGGGAAGGCACUUUUAGGAUGAUCCCUUAUCCCUUGGAAAAAGGGCAUCUUUUUUACCCUUAUCCAAUCUGUACAGAAACAGCAGACAGGGAGCUGCUUCCAUCUUUCCAUGAAGUCUCAGUUUACCCAAAGAAGGAGCUUCCUUUCUUUAUUCUCUUCACCGCUGGAUUAUGUUCCUUCACAGCCAUGCUGGCCCUCCUGACACAUCAGUUCCCAGAGCUUAUGGGGGUCUUCGCAAAAGCUUUCCUCAGCACUUUGUUUGCCCCUUUAAAUUUCGUCAUGGAGAAAGUAGAAGGUAUCCUGCCAUCCAGUCUGUGGCACCAGCUGACAAGGAUCUAAGGGAAACACCCCCCCUGCCUCCCCCACUCUCUGUCCCCCGUCCCCAGCAUCGACCCGACUGCCAUGAUACCUUCCAUGCCGACUCCUUGUUGACCGCGAGAAAGCAUGAUUUUUUUUUUUUAAAGGGAAGCCGUUCUAAGACUUUAAAAAAAAUCUUCAUGGAUUGUCUGUUCUCAUAUUAAAAAAAAAAGUUUUUGUUGUACAAAAUACAUUGAUGUUCAGUUCUAUUAUAUUUUGCCUUCAGAAAAGAAAAAAAAAAUCUCAAAAAUAAACUUUUGUGUAUUGCA